AUGGGAUAUCUCAACCAGAACUACCCAAAGAGAGGGAUCACUUGUUUCAAGUUCCAGCAGACAGGUCAUUUUGUAAAGGACUGUCCUAAGCCGCGAUUGAUGAGUCAACCUCAAGGGACGUCCAAAAAUGCCAGAGUGCAGCAAAGAAGGGUGUUUCACCUAACGCGACAAGAUACGAUAGAAGACCCAGCCGUAAUUGAAGGUACCAUGUUAUUAUCUGGUAUUCCCAUGCAUGUUUUGAUAGAUUCAAGGGCAAGUCACUCAUUCAUUUCACAUGCAUUUGCUGAAAUAUUAAAAGAAAAACCAGAAAACUUGAAUUGUCGUAUGAUUGUGGCAACCCCAAUUGGGAAGUCUCUAGAAACUUCUUCAGGAUACAAAGAUAGGAAGAUUCAGAUAGGAGAAGUUGAGUUCCUAGUGGAUCUAAUCCUUCUGGAAUUCCAAGAUUUUGAUGUGAUUUUAGGAAUAGACUUCCUAGCCAAGUACAACGCUACAUUGGACUGUAAAGCUAAAACAGUCUAUCUCAAGAGCGGAGACUCGAACAUCAAGUUUCGAGGGCAAAAGAGAGCAAGUGAUCGGAAGUGGAUCUCGGCUCUAAAGGCUAAGAAACUAUUACGUCAAGGAGCACAAGGAUACUUGACUUGUGUCCAUGGGAGAAGCGAGGAGCCAUUAAAGGUCGAAGAAGUGCGAAUCGUUAGAGAGUUCGGGGAUGUGUUUCCCGAAGAAUUGCCUGGAUUGCCACCCCAGCGAGAGAUCGAGUUUUCGAUAGAAAUCGUACUAGGGGGCAGGUCUAGUUUCAAUACCCCCGUAUAA
Diospyros lotus (date-plum) is the source of this 810-nucleotide messenger RNA. RefSeq lists its product as uncharacterized. Bases 1 to 810 code for a protein of 269 amino acids. Gene Ontology annotation, molecular function: zinc ion binding; nucleic acid binding. The record is from RefSeq and is a predicted model, not a curated record. The transcript has a single exon. NCBI's taxonomy places the organism in Eukaryota, Viridiplantae, Streptophyta, Magnoliopsida, Ericales, Ebenaceae.